CCCCUUUCUCUCUCUCUCUCUCUCGCUCGCUGCGCUGAAACCAAACGGCACUGAAGAAAUCCGCUUCCCGUUUGGUGUUCUCUGCCUGUCUAUUUGGUUGUUUGCUUUCGAGCAGCCGAGAGGACUGUUUCAUUUUGCUCCUUUUUUAUCUCUUGGGGACUGUCAAUCUCGAUCCCGAAGCAAAGCUGCCUUCUUUUGGGUGUCGUUUUCUGUGGCCGGAUCAGAAGCUGUAAGAUAAGUACUGCGGAAGCCCGCACGGCCGCCCGCUUCCCACUCCCGCGCUCCCUUCCGCGGUGGGAUGCGAACAAAAGCGGUUCGUGCCAACAACCUCUCUCCGCCAUUAUCGCGCCCGACUCGGAGCUCUGGUUAUAUUUUGGUGGGACGAAUAAGGGAAAGUUGGGGGUUUGCGCCGAGCGGAACCGAAAAGAUCGGAUCUUGGCGUCUCUUUCUUCUUCUGCAGCGGGAAUAUUUGCUUUGGAAUGAAUAUCCCAAUUCCUGUCUUCAAUAUCUUCUGGCCCAACCAUGGAUGCUGAUCUUGAAUUGGAGAACAAUUUGUCCUCUCUCAUGGAGAGUGACCAAUCAUGGGAAUCUCUGUCUGCUAGCUACUCUGGAAGCAAGGAUAUCGAGCGCAAACAUGUCUCUGAGGGUAACAAUCGAGUGACAGUAUCUAUGGUUUCCUUGGACAGCAUUCUUCCUGAUGACGUUUUAGAGAAAAUAUUCUCUUUUCUGCCCAUUGCAAGCGUCAUCAGGGCUGCAUCUGUGUGUAAAGUUUGGUAUCAUAUCAUCCACUCGAUGAGGUUUAUAUGGGCAAACAAGUUACCACAGAAGCCAUGGUACUUCAUGUUUACCUUUAAUGAGGCUGCAGCAGGUUACGCAUAUGAUCCGGUUCUUCGGAAAUGGUAUAACAUUGAUCUCCCUUGUAUCGAGAAAAGUAAUUGGUUCGUUUCUUCUUCCAAUGGAUUAGUUUGCUUCAUGGACAAUGAUACUCGGAGCCGUAUUUUUGUUUGCAACCCAAUUAUAAGAGACUGGAAAAGGAUUUUGGAGCCUCCGGGUGUUGUUUUCCCUGAUUACAGUUCUCUUGCCAUCUCUGUAGAUAGAAGUUCUCACCGUUAUACGAUAGUUGUCAUCAAAUCUAAACAGGUGCCUGAUGAUUUUUCACAGUGGGACUUCUCCAUUCACACAUACAAUUCUGAGAGUGAGUCAUGGGAAUCUUCCAUAAAUACGGUUUUGUCUGGAUGGAGGGGAGGUGAUGAAAGUGUGAUCUGCAAUGGAGUACUAUAUUGUUUGAUUCAUUCUACCGGUGUUGUGGGAAAUGCUGACCUCCGACAUAGACUGAUGAUGUAUGAUAUCUCAGCCACAACACCACAUGUUUCGUCGAUGCAGGUGACCAUACCGGUACCCUGUUCCCUCACCUGCGGUCGGCUGAUCAACCUCAAAGAAAGACUAGUGAUGGUUGGUGGAAUUGCAAAGUAUGACAAGCCAGACAUCAUCAAAGGGAUUGGAAUUUGGGAACUUGAUGCAGGAGAGUGGGUAGAGGUUGCUCGUGUGCCUCACAGGUUCUUCCAGGGGUUUGGUGAGUUGGAUGAUGUCUUUGCGAGCAGCGGUACCGAGGACUUGAUCUUUAUACAGAGCUAUGGGGCUACAGCUUUGCUUGUUUUUGACAUGAGCCAGAAGCAGUGGAAAUGGUCUGCUAAGUGCCCUGUGACCAAACGAUUCCCUCUCCAGCUUUUUACCGGUUUCUGCUUUGAACCUCGGCUUGAAAUGGUCUCCUGAUCUCUGCUGUUCUCUAGUGUUGGGACCGAGUAACAGUUUGCUAAAGUGUCUUUAAAUUUUUGUAGGGUUUCAGGUGCUGGUUUCUUGGUACAGAAAAAUCAUGUGUCGUGUUAUUUGAUGUUUUCUCUUCUUUUUUUCCUUUAUCUUGAUCAUGUGAUGGCACAAAGUGACAUAUGGAAUGGCAAGUGUUUAAAACGACAGGUUCUCCUAUAAAAGAAAAAGGUUCAAACAUUAUCAUCUUGAGCUUUCUUCUGGAUCUCAUGUUUGCUGGGUUUGCUAGUAAUCAGUAGCAAAUUUGCUCUUAAUUCCCUUUCUGGAGUUCUUUUUACUUGUUUGUGCCCAUCUGCUUUGUCUUUGGUCUUCUUGUUGUUUCAGUGAUAGGUGCAUUACCUUCAGGGCUUUUGUUUUA
Messenger RNA from Musa acuminata subsp. malaccensis (wild Malaysian banana), 2182 nucleotides. Its product is annotated as F-box/kelch-repeat protein At3g61590. Lineage: Eukaryota; Viridiplantae; Streptophyta; Magnoliopsida; Zingiberales; Musaceae. Gene Ontology annotation, molecular function: protein binding. The record is from RefSeq and is a predicted model, not a curated record.